Messenger RNA from Phytomonas sp. EM1, 1308 nucleotides. Lineage: Eukaryota; Euglenozoa; Kinetoplastea; Trypanosomatida; Trypanosomatidae. The record is from the annotation of a GenBank genome assembly.
AUGAGCGACCCCGUAGCGGAUUUUAUGGCCAUCACCGCCUGCACCGAUGAGGCGAUCGCGAUUCAAUACCUUUCCAACGCGAACUUCGACAUUUCGAUGGCGGCGAAUGUGUACGUCGCGCAACACGGCUCGCCGGAUUACUCCUCCGCGCAGCCGUCGGAUUCCGUCGUUUCCGCGAAUCCCUCCCCCCUCACGACGCCGAUGGGGGAGGCGAUGGAAACUACACGGAUGCCUUUUGCGAUCCCCACCGGGCCGAUUAUCGGCGGCAACGGCGACGGAUGGAGUGGGGAAUGGCAAGAGCUCGACAUGGGCCCUGCGCCGCGCUCGAAUGGGCUCGAAAACGCGGGCAACGAGGCCCUUCGACGGCUUUUUUCCACCCCCGCCUUCGUCAAGAUCGGGAAACCGCUCCAGACGAUCUGCGAACAGGCGUGUAAGAAGGAUAAAUGGGUGCUCGUGGCGAUCCGCGGCGGGAAUUUCGCGAGCGCCUGCCUCGCGCGGGAUGUGUGGAAUUUGGAGGUGAUGGAGGUGCUCACGGACUCCUUGGUUUUCUAUGAGGUGGAUAUCGCGACCGAGUACGGGCUCGAGCUCGCCAGCAGCUAUCGGGUGGAGAAGGAAAACCUCCCGGAGAUCUUCUUGGUUGACCCUCAAACCUUGCAUAAGGAGUUCAAAAUUUCACUUCAUCGACGCGAUCCGAGCAUUAUUGACGGGGCGCGGGUGGUGGAGGAGGUGUUGUUGUUUAUUAACGCCAACGGCUCGCCAACGCAGCGCGCGCGGCGGAUGCUCGGCGAACCCCACGACGACCUCGACAACCCCACGCCAAACCGGGGAAGUGGGGUGGAGGUGGUCGAAGUGGAUCGCGAUUCCAGCACCGCCGAAUCGGCCGGGCGGAAGGAACAAAACGAAAAUCACGCCCAAGGAGAGGCGGAGGCGGAAAAGUCGAAAAAAGCGCCCGAGCGUUCCCCAGUAGAGGUGGUUACCCUCGACGCAUGGCAGCACGAUGGGGGUAGCGGGGAACCUUGCUUUAAACUCCGUUGUCGGUUGCCAAAGUCGAACCUGACGUUGACGUUACGGCCGGAAACACCCGUGCGAGAGCUCGUGCGGUUUUUGGCGUAUCGUGUGUACGCGGAUGACAAGGAAUCGUACGAUGGUUUCCCUUCCGUAGAGGUGCGUGGGGGCUUUCCACCGAAGGUGGUGCCGAUUCCCGAGCGCGCGGUGGAUGCGGUUGGAGGGGAGAUCACCCUCAUGGAGUGGAAUGGAGUGCGGAGUGGGGAAUUGCUAACGGUGCACCUCCAGAAUUAUAAAUCAUGA